AUGGCAGAGGCGGCAGGGAAGAACCUGCUUGACGAGAUGCUGGAGGAGGCGACAGAAGCGCAAAAAAACUCUGCUUUUGGUGCUGGAUCAGGCUACAGCCAAGAGCAGCUCUCCCAUGCUUCUCCAUCAGAAUGUAUGGCAGCAGACAAUUAUGGUCUCAGGCCUCCCUCGCUGACCGGUAACUCCGAGUUCUUCACCUGCAAGUACAGCUGUGGGUUCUCCGGGGAGUUCGAGGCCGUGGACGCGCAUGAGAGGCAGGGCGACUGCGUGCAACGCGUCGUUGCCAGCGAAUCGGCGGCAGAGGGCUACGUGAUGAGUCCUCAGAGCGGGACCUUCGGGGGUCUGUUCAGCGACAGCUUCACCGUCGACAGGUCCUUCACCUCGUACGUGACCAGGAUGCCGCAGCUGCCGCCGAAGCCAUGCACGGACUGCUCGUAUGCAAAGGCGCAGUCAGAGGCGCUGUCGAAGCGGCUGGAGGACCUGAUCAAUGCCAAGUAUCAGAACCAGAUCAUCGUCAAGGAGAUCCUAGUCCCCGUCCCCCAAGUCAAGGUGGUGGAGCGAGUUGUGGAUAGAUACAUCGAGGUGCCAGUGGAAAGGAUCGUCAAGGAGAUGAUCGAGGUUCCCGUCCCGGUCGAGAAGAUAGUCAUUCGUGAGGUACCAGUCGAGAAGAUCGUCGAGAAGGUCAUUGUCAAAGAAGUUGAGAAGAUCGUUGAGAGGAUCGGCCUCGGGCUCGGCCUAGAAGAGACUGUCGAUGGCCGCAUCUACGUUGCGGACAUCGUCGAGGGAUUCGCAGCCUCUCGCAAUGGGCAGAUCCGGGUGAACGACACGAUCAUUGGGAUUGAUGGGAUGGACGUCAUUGCAAACGGGCUCAACCUCAAGACCCUCAUCAACCACACCCUGGGCCCUGAAGGUAGCUCAUGCAGCCUAAGCCUGUCUCGCGAUGGAUAUCAAUUCACUGUCAAGUUGACAAGAGUCGAUGGGAGUCAGAUGUUGCGGAGCCCGGAUACCAGCAUCUACGGUCCGAACUCCUGCACUAUGGACGCAACACCUCAUACUCACUUGUUCUCCUGCAGCAACUCCGGAUCUCCGCAGCAACCAGAGACUUUCUUCACAACCCUACCUCCAAUCCUCAGUCAAGAGUCAGUACACGCCUGCGAAUGGUCGAGCUCAGGAUGGAUGGUCGGGCUCCUCCGGGGCUGUGAGCAUGGAGAGCAGGGGGCAGGAGCAGCAGGGCAGCAUGAUGGAUUCUUGGUUCUUUAA
Guillardia theta CCMP2712 is the source of this 1260-nucleotide messenger RNA. RefSeq lists its product as hypothetical. The record is from RefSeq and is a predicted model, not a curated record. Gene Ontology annotation, molecular function: protein binding. Lineage: Eukaryota; Cryptophyceae; Pyrenomonadales; Geminigeraceae. The coding region runs from base 1 to 1260 and encodes 419 amino acids. The transcript is spliced from 10 exons.